UCAUUUACUCUCUUAUCUGAUAAAGAUUGAUUUAUUAUGAACUUUAUGAGUGUCAGAUUAAUAUAAGGUUAUGAAUUAUUAUAAACUGUUAUUUACUGAAGAAAAUGUCUGAUGUGAUUUUGUUCUGCUUGUGUUUGUGGAGUCUGCUGGGUGUGUUUGGUGAGUUUGUGUCAGUGAUGGAGGGAGAUUCUGUCACUUUAUCUGUCAAUCUCACUGAAACACAGAUUAAAGAGGGAAUCUCCUGGAAGUUUGGACCUGAAAUCACCAUUGCUGAAAUUGAGGUUGGUGGCAAAUAUAUCCAUUUAUAUGAAGAGAGAGCUGAUGGGAGAUUCAGACACAGACUGAAGUUGGAUCACAGUGGAUCUCUGAUCAUCACAAACACCAGAACCACAGACUCUGGACUUUAUCAACUAAUCAACACCAGAACAAAUAACCAACUCAAUAUAUUCAAUCUUACUGUCUAUGCUCGUCUGCCCGUUCCUGUCAUCAGCAGAGUUUCAUCACCAUUAUCAUCAAGCUCAAUCUGUUCAUUAUUGUGUUCAGUGUUGAAUGUGAGAGAUGUGAGUCUGUCCUGGUAUAAAGGAAACAGUUUAUUAUCCAUCAUCAGUGUGUCUGAUCUCAACAUCAGUCUCUCUCUUCAUCUGAAGUGUCUGGAUGAUUCUUACAGCUGUGUGCUGAAUAAUUCAAUCAGUAAUCAGACUCAACAUCUCAACACUGAUCUCUGUCAGACGUGUUCAGAAGAGACCUGCUCCUGUUGUGGUUUUACUGAAGCUGUGAUCCAAUUGGUCGUCUCUGUUCUGGUGGGCGUGGCUGCUGUUGGUUUUGUGGUUUAUGACAUCAGAUCCAGAAGAGAUGAAGAGAAGAGGAUGAGAUCAGAUAAACCCCACUAAACCUCUUCAGUUCAUUUAUUAUAGUUAUCACACAUUAUUAUUAUAUCUCUACACAAUCUUUAUUAUUUCUUUAAAAUUCUUCAUUUGUUCAGCUCGACUGUUUUCUUAUUAAAUAUUAUUGU
This is a messenger RNA of Paramisgurnus dabryanus, 1012 nucleotides long. Lineage: Eukaryota; Metazoa; Chordata; Actinopteri; Cypriniformes; Cobitidae. The record is from RefSeq and is a predicted model, not a curated record.